Molecule: messenger RNA, 936 nt
Organism: Emiliania huxleyi CCMP1516
Lineage: Eukaryota; Haptophyta; Isochrysidales; Noelaerhabdaceae
Exons: 1
Coding region: 1-936 (311 amino acids)
Source: RefSeq, a predicted model, not a curated record
AUGUGGCUUCGGUCGAAGACGUUGGCGAGGCCUGCGGCACGAUCCAGAUUCUCGUCGUCGAGCGGCAGGCGCGCCAGACCAGCCAUAUGCGCCGUACAGCUCCGGCCGAGGACCGAGUGCUCCGCCGAGCAGCUCGAGCGGUGGCUCUGUGAGGGCCGUGCCCUCCUCGAGAAGAGUCUGCGAUCCCGGCGGCCAGCCGACUCGGUGCCGACCAGCGCCAUCAUCGGCGAGGCCUCCUGCCACAGCCGCUCCUGCUACCAGUGGAUCCAUAUCCCAUCGGGGGAUGUGAGCGCGCCGAGCACAGUAGCCAUUGUGUUCACGCGCAACGACGACCUCCACCUCUGGCGGUCGUCCACGGAGCGCCAGGCCUGGCUGGAUCGCGGCGCCGGGCUCGCGAGGGACGGCGCGUCGCUGCUAGUCGACGCCGAGAAGAUCACGCUGCAGCGUGAUGACGGCAGUUUGGGCGGCUGGUUGCCCGCCGACGGCAGCGGCACCGCCGAGCAGCCCCUCCCACCGCCGCCGUCGUGGAAGGUGGCGGCCACGGUGCUGCUGCCGAUGUUUUGCGUGCAGGAGCUCAACCGCGCCGCCAUCCUGCCUGCACUCGCGACGACCGAGGUGUGGGCGGCGCUGCCACCGACGGUGCAGAUGUUCUCCGCGUGCUCUUGGACGGCGGGCAUAGUCACCGUGCUCCUCCUGCCGCGCGCGCGCCGCCUGAUGGAGCGCAUCGGGUUCAUCGGUGGCGCGCGAGGCUGCCCCAAUGCCGCCGGACUCGCCCGCAGCGGCGGCACUCUGGCCCUGCUCUACGGCGGCGUGGUCGCAUUCGGCAUUGCGGCGAGCGAGGUCACUGGCGCAACAGGAGCACCGUACAGGUGGGACGCUGCGCGCAACCGGGAAAAGGCACAGCAACAGCAGGGCGCCAGCGAGUACGCGCGAUGA